Messenger RNA from Thamnophis elegans (Western terrestrial garter snake), 7919 nucleotides. RefSeq names its product cilia and flagella associated protein 44 (gene CFAP44). Gene Ontology annotation, molecular function: protein binding. The record is from RefSeq and is a predicted model, not a curated record. The coding region runs from base 1398 to 6923 and encodes 1841 amino acids. The transcript has 35 exons. Lineage: Eukaryota; Metazoa; Chordata; Lepidosauria; Squamata; Natricidae.
AUCUGGUGCUAAUUACUAUGUCAGUUCUGAUCCUUUAUUUUCUCCCCUUUCCAUCUUUCUAAUAUUGCCUUAUACAAGCAGAAAUUGGAUGGUAUGUGGACACAAGGUUGCGCCCUUAGUGUUGAAUAAACUGGUGUAACUCCUUUGAAAAUUAUUCCGAAUACUGGCAUUUAAACGAAAAGGUAUGUGUGUGUAGGUAGACACACCAUCAACAUGCACAUUUUUUUAGCUUACUGUGCCCAAGGGGACGUUUAUUGACUAGGCAUGCAUUUGUAAGAGAUUGUGGCCCGAUCCCAUUUACUGGAUCUUUUCAAUCCAGAAACACUGAUCUUUUGAAAACCUGAUAAUUGUCCUUAACAGAAAACUGGGCAGUUUGGUGGGGUUUUGCUGCGGCGAAUAUAAUAUUUUCUCAGCUACCAUAAAGCGUUACACUUGCCAUUAACCUAGUAAAAUUAAAAAUACAAUUGCCAGCGCAGAGUUGCAGCAGCCGCGCCUUUGGCAACUGUAGAAGAAAUGAGUUCAUUUGCUUGAUCCUCCCGCUCCUCUUUUAAGUUUCCAGCAUGUUUUAACUAAGUGUAGAAAUCAACAGGUGCAGCUUUCUCCCAUUACUGCAAUUUGCAUUGCUGAGUAUUGUACAGCUCCUGAAAGUUUACAAGCCUGUCUGCUGGAAAAUGGCGGCAACCCCCGUGGGAAAUGGGGAUUUAGAAACGAGCCGUUCCAUUUUUAGGAAUGUGUUGGAUUUUUUUUUAUCCCGUUCAGCCACUGUUAAAACUGGAAGACUUCGGUAGUCGGCGUAACAAAUACAAAGAGUAACAAAUUGAGUAAUAAGCAUCCUCUUUUUAACGCGCUGUUAAAGAGGAAACUUUUGAAUGCGGAAGCAUUUUUGAAUUAAUCAAAUAACAGCCUCCGCGGUUCUCUAAAUCUCAAGGAAGGGAGUAGCGGUCGGCGAUUAUGGGAGUUACAGUCCAGCAAAAGUAGAAAGCAAGCAAGGAGAUCCUCAAUCCACAAACUGAUUGUUAUUUGGCUUGUAUUCCUCAAUCUUCAAUUUAUCGCCACCAUGGUCUAUGGAGAGUCUCAGUCAUUCAGGUGCUGGUUGUCCCAAAGGUGGUCCAGCGGCCUCUUGAAAAAAGCUCCUUUGGGACUAUCGCCGCCAUUCCAAACCUGCUUAUGUUUCUUCCGUCUCCUUCCUGUACAAAAUGACUUCCUACGUCCACCAGUUAAUACAGAAGUAAAGUUUACAAAUACCGAAUCGCUACGGGGAAAAUACCCACUAAAGCCACCACUAGGAUCCUAUUAUUCCACGCAGGCGCCUUAAGCACGCGCAAUUUUGAAACUCCAUUUCCCAGAUAUCUUCGGGCGCCUGUCUUUCGUUGCUCAGCAACCAGUGUCAACCUACAAUGGAGCCGAGUGGGGAACAAGAGGGCGAUGAUGCAAAAGAAAAAAGUGAAAAAUCAGAAGAGGCACCAACUGUAGCAGAACAGCAGGAAGAGAUCAAAGAAGCAUCAGCUGAAACUAAAUCGUCUCCAGAAGGAGAAGGAGGAGAAAAGUUAGCUGAAGAUGAGUAUGAGGAUGUGGGAAGCGUUGCAAGUGAAGAAGAAGAAGAAGAACCACCACCAGAACCAGAAAAACCUCCAGAACCAGUGAAGAAGAAGAAAAAAGUAGUAGUAGAGAAGAAGAUCUCUGAAAAUUUCUAUUAUAACUAUGAAGAACUGUGCUCAAAUCCAUAUAUAACUCCAGAUUCUGGAAUACCGGUGAACCUGCUCUCUCUUAAACAUUCUUUUGGAUAUGACUGCACUAGACGAGCAAACCUCCAGAUCCUGGAUAGUCAGAUUCUCCUCUACAUAGCUGGCAGUCAAUUAGUUCUCCUGGAUAUGAAAUCGAACUACCAGAGAUACCUUCGAAGCACAGGUGGUGGAGGGAUUGGUGUAAUCACGGCACACCCAGACAGAACUCAUUUUGCAGUAGGAGAAAAAGGUUGGAAGCCCAACAUGGUUAUCUAUGAAUAUCCUUCUUUAAAACCAUACAGAAUAUUACGAGGUGGAACAGAACAGUCAUAUGCAUUUGCUGACUUUAACCGUUCUGGCACCCUGAUAGCCACUGUAGGGGGUAGCCCGGACUAUACAUUGACAGUCUGGGACUGGAAACAAGAAAAGAUUAUAUUGAGAUCAAAAGCAUUUUCACAAGAUGUUUAUAAAGUCACUUUUUCUCCUGAAAAUGAGGAACAACUUACUACUUCUGGUUCAGGCCACAUCAAGUUUUGGAGAAUGGCUCUCACUUUUACUGGCUUGAAAUUACAAGGGGCAUUAGGUAGGUUUGGAAAGACAUCACUGACAGAUAUUGAAGGAUAUGUGGAGCUGCCAGAUGGUAAGGUACUUUCAGGUUCAGAAUGGGGUAAUUUGCUUCUUUGGGAAGGUGGACUCAUAAAAGUGGAACUCUGCCGACCUGGCCAUAAAAAUUGUCAUAGUGGUCCUAUUAGUCAGUUAAUUCUGGAUGAAGGAGAAGUGUUCACUGUUGGAACAGAUGGAUACAUCAGGGUUUGGGAUUUUGAAACAAUAGACACAGCUGAUGUUGUGGAUGAUACUGGACUUGUAGAGAUGGAACACAUAAAUGAACUUUUAGUAGGCAAAAAUGUCAGUCUGAAUUUUAUGAUGAAAAUUCAUGAACGGGGAGAACCAUAUUGGUAUGCUCAGGAUUUCAAUGGUGCUAUAUGGAAGCUUGAUUUAAGUUUCUCGAAUGUCACACGUGAUCCAGAAUGCCUGUUUACUUUUCAUUCUGGAAAGAUAGAAGCCAUAACUGUAUCUCCAGUUACAUAUAUCAUCGCAACUACUGCUCUUGACCGUUCAGUGCGUAUUUAUGAUUACAUUGGCAAGGUUCAAUUGGCUGAUAUGAAAUUUAAACAGGGGGGAACAGCACUUACCUGGGCUCCAACAGUGGUGAAUCCCAAAGGAGGUAUAAUUGCUGUAGGUUUCCAGGAUGGCAUUGUUCGCAUAAUUGAACUUUAUAAUCCCAAAGGACUACCUGUCAUUGCUGGACGGGAAAAUACAGGAGAUGCGGCCUUGCGUCUGAAACAGGCUUUUAAACCUCAUGUGUCUGUAGUUACAGCUUUGGCUUAUGAACGUAAUGGGGAAAUACUAGCCACAGGGAGCAAAGAUAAAACUGUUUUCUUCUUUACUGUUGAAGACAAAUAUGAUCCUAUUGGAUUCAUUAGUGUUCCAGGACCAGUACAGGCAUUGCAAUGGUCACCCCAUUCCCAUCCAGAGAGCAAGCUCCUUAUCCUCUGUCAGAAUGGCAUCGUUGUUCAGGUUCCUGCCCCAAACCCUGCGGCCUAUGAUGCAGUAACUACCUAUAGGAUCAAAGAUUUACCUGCAGAAUAUUUCCGUUUCUGGAGCAUCAAAUCUCGGAUAUUGAGAGAAAAGGAAAUUAACCGCAGAGAAAAAAUUAAACAACAGAAGGAAAAAGAAAAGCAGCAAUGGAUCCAACAACAGCUGGACAGGGGGAAAACACUAGAAGAAAUAGAAAUGCCUGAAGAAGUGCCCGUCGAAGAGGAACCACUUCCAGAAAUCUAUAUCCCAGAAACUCCAAGUCCUAUCCUUUGUGGGUUUUACUCUGAUCCAGGGAGAUUCUGGUUAUCAUUGGGAGAAUAUGACACAGGAUUUUUGUAUCACUGUGCAUUUUCCUCUGAGCAGCAAAAAGAUCCUGAGACUCGGCAGGAUGAACCCUUUGAUGUUAUCCCUCUUGAAGAUGCAGAUUACAAUGCCAUUCAUCGCAUCAGCUUUUGCUCCACAGGUUUAUUAAUGUUUUGUGGGAUGCAUAAUGGAAUAGUGAGGAUUUAUCCCCUCCACAACAAAGAACUUUGUCUGGACAACAUAGCUGGAUAUUGGUCAUUUAGUUUGCAUGAUAAUGACUAUGGGCAAAUUCAAGGGAUAUACUCAAGUUUUGAUGAUCGAUUUCUAGUAACUUGUGGAGCAGAUGGCAACAUCUUUGCAUAUGACAUUCUUUCUGCUGAGGAAGUUAAGAAAGUCCUGAAGACUAAAGUGCCCUCUCCAAGAAGCGGAUUAGACAAAGAGAAAGCGGCAGAUGAUAUUGAGGAUAUUUAUGCCUACAGUAUUGAGAAUGCCAAGCAAAAAAAAGAACAUGAUCAGAUAAUGAAAAUUGCAGAACGUAAGAAAUAUUUGAAGAGACAAGAACUGAUUUUAUUGAGGCAAGAGUUUCAGGAAUUGCUCCGGAUCAAUAGUGAAUUGCCCAAACACAUGCAGCUCCUUAGAGAACAAUUUGAAAUGGACCAGAGAAUUCGUGCAGAAAUGGACAGAAAGACUGCAAAAAGUAUUAGGCAAGUAAUGAGAGAACUGGCCUGGGAACAGGAAAAACAUCACAUUGGGUUGCGAAAAGUACAUGAACGAUACCGGGGCAAUUUGGAGUAUGACACCAUUUUGGUCUGUGCCAUGAGAAGUACUCACCGAAUCUCCACAUACAAACUAUUGGCAAUCUCAGAGAGUUCAUACCGAGCCAGAAAACAAAUUCACCCAGGGAAAAGAAGAAUAAGCAAAUAUGAUCGGAAAGGAAAAGAAGGAGAGCAAAGAAAAGAUAGCCAAAGAGAUAUUAAAACAAUAGUUACAGCCCAGGCUGCCAUUGAUGAAGAACCAGAAGCUGAAAGAACAAGGAAAAAAUCCCAACCUCACACAGCAGCAAGCCGUAUUGUUGAAAAUCGAAUGGAAAAACUUAGGAAAAUUAUUGAAAAAGCAGACAAAGCCAAAGCUAAAAUCCAAAAAAGAAAAAUGGAGUGGAAUGAAUUAUUCAAGAGCAAACCAAGUGAUAACUAUGAGGAUCCUCAAGAUGUAGCAAAUAUCAAAGAAGCUCAAGAGAACAUGGGGGACUUCAAAUUAAAAACUGCCACUAACUACAAAAUUCCUGAGCAUAUGAGAAUCAAUGCGGAUAAAAAAACAAGCCAAUUGCAAGCUUUAGAAGCAGCUAUACAUGAGAAGAAGCUGACGAUGAACAAAUGGAUUGUGUCUCUCCGAGAUCUUAAAGUUGCUAUUAUAGAAGAGAUUCAGUGUGUAGUACAAGAAUUGAAAGCUAUACAGUCAUCUCUGGAUCCAUCCAAACAUCUGUCAAUACCUUUGGUUCCUCAACUACUUCCCGAAGAGACACCAGAAAAACAUUUCCAGUAUGACCAUGACAUGCUUUUGAAGUUCAAACAAGAAGCAGAAGACCAAGAGAAGAAAAUAACGUCAUCGAUUCCUUCUCUGGAGUCUGGAAGUUUAGGAGGAUUUGGUGGAGGAUUUCUUCAUAGUCCUUCAAUCAAGGAAGUAGACAGUGGUCGGAUUGCAGCUUUAAGGCCAGGAAGACUAUCAUCUGGAAUUUCUGAGCAACCACCUAAAAUAUUUGAGAUUCAGCCGGCAGAACCAACAGAUCUUGAAUUGGAAAUCAGACAGAGAGAAGAGAUAAGAAACGUUCAUCUGCAGGAAACUUUGAUCAAGAGGAUAGAUGAACUGAUGAUCACUUUUGAUGCUGAGCUUUGCCUUCUCCGUCACCAAAAGAUGAAACUUGACAUCCUAAUGAAAACAGCUGAUCUGCGCCACAUCACUUGGUUCGAAGAACUUCUUCUCCUGAAGAAUUUUGAAAAACAUGAGGACAUUCUCCAAGAACGUGUCAACAGCCUUGUUAGUGAAGAAGAAGAAAUGCAAAGCAAGUUAAAUGACUGGCUUGGCCUCAUAGAGAAUAAAAAAACAGAAAUUGCAAAGCUCCAAGAAAGAGAAAAAAUCCUCUAUGCCACUUUUCAAGCAUCCUUGGGAGAAAAUAACAAGUUUGCUACAUUCCUUACUAAAGUUCUCAAGAAAAAGAUCAAACGUGUUAAGAAGAAAGAAGUGGAAGGUGAAGGAGAUGAAGAGGAAGAAAGUGAGGAAGAGAGUGAAGAGGAGUCUAGUUUAGAGAGUGAUGAAGAGGAAUCAGGAUCUGAGGAUGAAGUCUUUGACGAUUCUGUUUGUCCAAAAAAUUGUGAUGAGUCACUCUUUGAGAACACGCUGCAGCUUCGAGAGAAACGACUAGAUAUUGAGGAGGCUUUAGUUGAAGAGAAAAAAGCUAUUGAAAAUGCCAGGAAAGAAUAUGACGCAUUGUCAAAGAAGGUGAAAGUUGUAGUGGCGAGCCUAGAUAAUGCAGAAGGGGAACUUGAGGCCUUUCAGAGAGAAAAGCAGCAGAGGCUGAAUGAGCUACAUGUUGUAGUGCCUCUAAAACUUCACCAGGUGGAAUAUAUGUCGAGUGGAGAAAUUCCCUCUGAUCUCUCACAGUCUUUGGUAUUUACCAAUCUAUCUUUAGUGAACUUGCAGCAAAGAAUUUUGACUUUGCAGCAGGAGAAAUUAGAACAGAGGUCCCUUUAUAAGAAAGCCCGGGAACAGCAUAAACAACUAAUUCGAGACAGAAGAGAAAUAGCACGUACGAUUGAGCAACUGGAAGAGAAAUGUAAUCAAUUGAUGAUGAUGAAAUUUGGCCGGAUUGUAAACUUGGAAGCCCUUCAGACUCUUUCUGUUAACACAAACCUAGAAGAACUCAGGAUGAAAGUAAUGGAGAAAGAGCAAAUUCAAGCGGUAGAAUUAAAAAAAUGGGAGAAUAAAAUUUUUGAGAUGCGUCAGCAGCAGAUGAUGGUAACAAAAGAAAAUACUAGUAAAAUAAAGCAAAUGAAUGCAUUUUGCAUAGAAAAGAUGAAACUUGAAGCUAAAGUGGAUUCACUGCAGAACAACUUGGGAGCAGAAUUUCAAGGACCUCGCAGAGCAGAUAUUGAGGAAAGGGAAAAAUUAAUUGCACUUGUUCAGCUGCAAGCCCAAGAAACUGAAGUCUUGAAAGAAGAAAUAACUCUCCUGAGUCGAAAAGAUGGUCGUAUCUUCCCAGCCUCUCAAAAUCUUUUCCAGAGAGAUGAGAUUAUAGAUUAAAUAGUGUCCUAGUCUUGGGUUUUUUUUUUUUAAUAUAACUCAUUUCAUGUAUCUAGCCAGAAAAGUGCUUUUGAGAACUUACCCUUGUUUAUUUUAAUUCUGGAAGAAAUGCUCUGCCUUGAACUAUUGUUUAGGUUGAACUUUAAGAUGAUAAGUUCUCUGGAGAUGCAGUGAUUGAGAAAACCUGUACCAUUUGAAUGACAGUUAUUAAAGAUAUAGAAUCGUUCUGGAUAAAAUAGACUGUAUCUCUCAUUCUUCUAAUCAGUUGGGUUUUCUGUGGAUAUAUGAAGGGUCUCAAAAAUCUACAAAUAGUUCUAUUACCUAACCCAACAUACAUAUUUGUACAUGUCAAACAAGGAACAGUCUGCAAAUGGGAACUUGUUCUCCCGGUUUGCUGGUAAAACUGUGUCUUUAUCACAGUAUGAAACAAUAAUGUAUUACUACUCAAUGGCAUGCUGCACAUGAGAAACAGACUAAGCCAGACCCAAAGUAACCACCAAUAACCUGGAAAAUGGGGGCAAGCCUUGGCAUUCUGUCAAGAUGCAGUUGACUGAGAAAAAAAUUAUCAGCAGAGCGUUCUCAUAUCAUCACUAUUCCUUCUACAGUAUCUUAAACUGUUACAGACUUUGAAAUUGGCAGUGUCACUUGGUGGCUGCUCAGCUAUGUGAACUGCUUAUAAUUUUCAUAGCUAACAUAUGGAAAUAUUUUCAGAUUCUAAUUUAACUUUUAUAUUAUGUAAUAAAGCAUAUGGGCGUAAUUAAAUUUUAAACACUCUACUGAGCCUGAGUCUUACCAUAUUACUUCUUUAUAGUAAUCUUACUUUUAAGCAGUUGACUCUUGGAAGUCUCACUUCUCAGUCCCAUUUUUUUUAAAAAAAAAUAAUAAUAAUCUUGGAAGUCUGUAUUUCUUUCCCUUUCCCUUUCUGAGCAUGUCUGGUUCUAUGUUGGUCUAGAACAGGAGUGUCAAACUUGCGGCCCAUGGGCCAGAUGGGUCACA